Molecule: messenger RNA, 2859 nt
Organism: Letharia lupina
Lineage: Eukaryota; Fungi; Ascomycota; Lecanoromycetes; Lecanorales; Parmeliaceae
Exons: 5
Coding region: 1-2859 (952 amino acids)
Source: RefSeq, a predicted model, not a curated record
AUGUCCGUGCAAGUUGACCAACCAACGCAAUAUGUCCAGUACAUUGGCGAUCCAAACGGGCGUGGGACCCUUUCACUCAUCAUCUCAUGUGUUCUCACACUCAUACUUUGUGUUUGGUCUGCCCUACAUCUUAACGUUCCCAGCAAAUCACAGACGGCACUGAACUCGCUUAUGGCUCAAUCUCUAUGGAUUGUUACCGGUGUUUAUGCUCCAGAACUCAUGGUCUUCACUGCUUGGCGGCAAUGGAGUUCGGCAAAGCUUCUAAGCCGUCUGGUAGAAAGACAGAGGCAUUUUGGGAAGCAGCCAUACGAUUGGCGGGAGGAACGGGCAACCGCCCCGGAUACCUUACUCCACGAGUGGACUAUGACCCAUUCUUUCUUCGCCUCGACAGGUGGGUUCGCCUUCGAGAUUGCGGACGACCGGGCUCAAUAUUUACCAAAUGGCUGUAAAAGGCUCACCCUCACGGCUCGUGGAGUCGCGCUCUUAGCAAGCUGCGGCCACCUACCCAAUAUCUCCGAAGCAGAGAUCAAGGACAAAAGCAAAGCAAACAACGUGGCCAAGGCUCUGGUCAUCAUCCAAGCCUCGCGGAUGCUUGUACAAGUCAUUGGGCGCCUUGUUGCCGCCUUACCCGUCACUCUGCUAGAAGUAAAUACAAUAGCGCAUGUGAUGUGUGCGUUUCUUAUGUACGCUAUGUGGUGGCAUAAGCCUCUGGCCCCAAAGGAACCUAUAAUACUAAGAGGUGACUGGAUAAAGCCCUUGUGUGCUUACAUGUACAUGAGCAAUGAGAUGAGUGGGGGGGUCGAUGAGAUCUCAAUCGAGUCGCAGACCGCAGUAAAGACGUUAUUCGCAUCGAUCCGUCUCUACUCCAAAGUACCUGAGAUGGAUAUAUUGUUAUUUCAUCAGUCAGUUCGGAUCGCCGAUAGCAGCGCUGUUGAUGGGUUCAGUGAUACAUCUUCGAUGACGGUUUUCAGCUUGGACUCCCCUGAUGAGCCGUGUCAGGGCGAGGCAUCAGACUACACCGGAGAACCGAACGACUGGCCGCUUCCCAUUCAAAGGCUCAUUCCAGCGGCCAAGACAUGUCUUGCAGAAGUACGAGCGAAAAGACUUGUGAAAGCAGCAAGUACGGCGUUCUUUGAGAGACCGCCAAGAGUUAAAGGCAUCGACCUUGCUGGGAGCUCUAUCUCAGAUACCUAUAUUAGAAGAUGGGCUUUAGCUACUACUGCUAUUGGAACCUACCCCGCCAUCAAAGAACAUCAUCUCUUCUACUCACAUCACGAAGGCCGAUGCCUGCAUUUCAAGUCAGAGGAGUUUUUAGUCCGCCGAGUCCGGAAUUGGCCUUCCGAUGAUCUUUUACGCGAUGUCGGCGGCUUGGUUGUGGGCAUGGUCUUGUGGCUAGCAUGUCUUGCGUACGGAGCAGUCCACCUUAGUGCAUGGAACGACCAUUUCCCCACCGUAGCAGAGCAAUGGCUUUGGCGGUCAUGCUCGUUAUACAUUGGCUUCUGCGGCGGACUCUGGAUCGUUCUGAACUACCUCGCCCAAUCAUUCGGCCCGCUUAACGCUUUCUGGGAGAAAUGGAUGGAUGGAGGAGGUAGAUGGUGGCAGAACUUCCUAAUAGGGGUACCGGUACUCGUCUGUGGGGUCUCGCUUGUUCUUGCAAGAGCAUUCAUUGUUAUCGAGGCCUUCAUCAGCAUUAGAGAGUUACCAGCAGCCGCCUACAACACCCCAACCUGGACCCAGACUCUUCGAGCUCUCUUUGAUGCAAGCGUCACCACAUACUCCACGCCCAAGUUUCUGCCGGCAGCGACACAAAACGGGCUAGCAUUCGGAUAUAGACGCUGGCCAGCAGCGUGCCUGGAGCUCAGAUCGCGUGGAUAUGUCGAAGGUGCCGCAGAGCCUCUUGGUACGGAUCGAUUGUCAGAUAGUUGGUGGAAGGACCAAGUGGCCAAGUGCACCGGUGAGGGUUUAGCUGGACACGCGGAGUUGCUUUCAACAAUGGAUGCUCGCAACUGCCUGGGAGAUAUUACAGUACCGAUGCUGAUUCUGGCACCUGCGAAAAGUAGCUUGGCAGUACUUGAAGGCUUGGACUCGCAGAGAGAGCUGCAUGAGAAAGUAGUCUGGUCAAGGCUUGAAGUGGUCGAUGGAGCUUGUCACGAGAUGUAUUCGACCGCUCAGAAGAAUAGUGCUGGGGGCUCUGCCUACAUAAACCAUGGCAACACCUGCCCAUUCCCGCCAGAUUCAACGACCCCUCCAUCCAAUUUCAACGCCGUCAAAACCCUACACCGGCCUCUGGACCUCAAAAAUCCCAAUCCAACCAUGUAUACCGUCGUGCUUGCGACUCCCAUCCUUUUGGCACUGAGUGCCGGCACUCUCGCCACGAACGCCACGAACGGCACAAACGCCCCGAACAACUCGACGACGAACCCCCCCGUUUCCAACAUGAACAUCGUCCUCUACAGCGGCCUGAACUGCAACUCCAACGGGACGGGCCUCAACACCACCAUGGCCCUGCCUUACGGCAACCAAACCAUACCCUACAUCAACAACGCGCUCAUGCCGGUCUUAUCCUAUAGCCUCAGCCGAGCCACCACCCUUCGGGAACAGCUCGACUUCAGCGGGCCCACGGCGGGCAUGGGCGCCGUCAACGGCGAUCCGGAGCAGUGCACGUUGUUCCACGAAACGACGAGCCCGAAUUCGAAUGGGAACACGUUGAACCCGAAUCAGUGUUAUGGUCUGCUCCUUGGACCGGCACAGGCUAUCAUUUCGCACCUUUUACCAGGCACAGAGAUCAAGCUCAACCUGCUACGCUUGUUGUUCAUUGCCGUCUCCUUGAAGAAUCCAGGCCGUCAAGAAUCGACUUAA